ACAAAUUGUUAACCAAGAACUACCUACAACUUAACCAUGCACAGCAAAAUGUCCUCAUCAGCAGGGCACUUCCUCCUGCUGCUCCUCCUGGUGGGCGCCACGAGCCGCGCCGCGGCCACGACCUUUACCAUCACCAACCGGUGCGCCUACACGGUGUGGCCGGCGGCGAUCCCCGUCGGCGGUGGCGCGCGGCUCGACCCGGGUCAGACGUGGUACCUCAAUGUGCCCGGCGGGACCAGCGCCGCCAGGAUCUGGCCCCGCACAGGCUGCGACUUCCGCAACGGCCGAGGGAGCUGCCGAACGGGCGACUGCGGCGGCGCCAUGUAUUGUGGCCUCUCCGGGCAGCCGCCGACGACACUGGCGGAGUUCACACUCACCGGCGACAUGGACUACUACGACAUCUCUGUCAUCGAUGGCUUCAACGUGCCCAUGAACUUCUCUUGCAGCUCUGGCAACGCGCUCCGGUGCAGCGAUGGUGGUUGCGGGGAUGCCUACCACCAGCCCAAUGACGUCAAGACCCAUGCUUGUGGCGGUGGGAACAGGAACUUCCGUAUCACCUUCUGCCCGUGAGCACAGAAGGUGAUAUAAAGUGGACCGUGAUACAUAUAUGCAUGCAUGUAUGAGCGACACGUCACGUGAUCCUAUAUAAUAACGACGUGCGAGAACCACGAUGUAUAUGUACGUACCACAAAUAAUAUAUCCCACUAUAUAUGUGUAUCGUUUUAAAACUUUUA
Messenger RNA from Brachypodium distachyon (stiff brome), 734 nucleotides. Its product is annotated as thaumatin-like pathogenesis-related protein 4. Gene Ontology annotation, cellular component: extracellular region. NCBI's taxonomy places the organism in Eukaryota, Viridiplantae, Streptophyta, Magnoliopsida, Poales, Poaceae. The record is from RefSeq and is a predicted model, not a curated record. The coding region runs from base 37 to 570 and encodes 177 amino acids. The transcript has a single exon. Gene Ontology annotation, biological process: defense response.